AAUUAACGAGAAACCCCAGAGAGGGAGAGAGAAUCCUCCUCGACGGAAUUCGAUUCAGGUGCUGAUUUUCUAUCACAAUUUUCCAAUUAUUUUCUUGGAUCUGGUGUUGUCUACUUAGGGAUUUCUUCGCUGCAUUUCCUUGUGAUGUGACUUUCUUCGUAUUUUGCGCUUCUGGACGGAUUUAACAGCAGCUGCAGCACCACACGUAGUCCAUAUUACUUAGAUGGCAGAAAAAGCUUGUAUAAAACGUCUUCAAAAAGAAUAUAGAGCACUUUGCAAGGAACCAGUCUCCCAUGUUGUUGCUCGUCCUUCCCCAAAUGACAUUCUCGAGUGGCAUUAUGUGCUGGAAGGUAGUGAGGGAACACCUUUUGCAGGUGGAUAUUACUAUGGAAAGAUCAAGUUCCCUCCAGAAUAUCCUUACAAGCCACCCGGAAUUACAAUGACUACGCCAAAUGGUCGAUUCAUGACACAAAAGAAAAUCUGUUUGUCUAUGAGUGAUUUUCAUCCAGAAAGCUGGAAUCCGAUGUGGUCUGUGUCGAGCAUUCUUACAGGGCUUCUCUCGUUUAUGAUGGAUAACAGUCCGACAACCGGAAGUGUGAACACUACAGUAGCUGAGAAACAACGUUUGGCUAAGUCAUCUCUCGCUUUCAAUUGUAAAACCCCAGCAUUCCGGAAGCUAUUUCCAGAGUAUGUAGAGAAGUACAACGAGCAGCAGCAAGAAGCUGAGCAAACGGAACAGAAGUCACCAGAGUCUCCUCAAAAGAGCAAUACCAAAGCCGAGCCAGAGAAAACCGUCGACCCAACAAAGGAAGACUCAGAUGGUGGCUUGAAGGAGAGGAGGAAGAACAAGAAACAAGGAUUGCCAGCGUGGAUUAUACUGUUGCUAGUGUCAGUUUUCGGGGUUGUAAUGGCGUUGCCUUUGCUUCAACUCUGAUUUCUAUGCCACCCAAAACAUAGAAACGGACGGCUCUUCCGAUCAAACAGCUCCUUCUCUUUCUCUCCCUUCAGUAUCAAGAGUAGUCUUGUUUUGUCUAGUGCUCUUCUUUCUGAAUUCACUCUUGAUUUAGCCCCUCCCUCAUGGUUUGUGCUUUUAAAAGCAGAUAACAUAAGCUUGGUUUCACAUUUAUAUACCUAUGUUUAGCUUUGUUCAAACUUCUUUGUAUAGCAUAUGAAGAUGGCCAUUGGUUGGUUUUCAUUUGAUAAAUCCGUAUGGUUUUCAAUUA
Messenger RNA from Eutrema salsugineum, 1223 nucleotides. Its product is annotated as ubiquitin-conjugating enzyme E2 34. The coding region runs from base 224 to 934 and encodes 236 amino acids. The record is from RefSeq and is a predicted model, not a curated record. NCBI's taxonomy places the organism in Eukaryota, Viridiplantae, Streptophyta, Magnoliopsida, Brassicales, Brassicaceae. The transcript has 10 exons.